AUGUCUGCUCUUCGUGUGGCCGCGCGCCGUCUUCCUCGCAGAACCCAGGUCCCUUCCAUUGCGCCUAUCCAGCGACGAUUUGCGGCAACCAAUGCCCAGAAUGUGAAGGUCCAGAAGGAGGCUGCUGUGCCUAACCCUGAUCCCUCCCCCGACUCCGUCACAAUGUCAUUCAUUAACGAGCGAGCUCCCUUCAUGGUGCCUACUUACGUUCGCCCCGCUCCUAUGAUGAUGAAGGGCCAGGGCUGCUAUCUGUGGGAUAUGGAGAACCGUCGGUACCUGGAUUUGACUGCGGGCAUCGCGGUUAACUCGCUUGGUCACUGUGACCCGGAGAUCUCUCAGAUCAUUGCGGAGCAGGCUGAGACCCUCAUCCAUGCCUCCAACCUGUACCACAAUCCUUGGACUGGUGCUCUGAGUCAGAUGCUGAUCAACCUGACCCGUGAGUCCGGUGCCAUGCGUGAUGCCUCGCAGGUUUUCAUUUCGAAUUCCGGAACCGAGGCCAACGAGGCCGCUAUCAAGUUUGCCCGUAAGACCGGUCGUGCCUUGGACCCCUCCGGUGCUAAGCACGAGUUCGUUUCGUUCCACAACUCCUUCCACGGCCGCACAAUGGGUGCUCUGUCCGCCACUCCCAACCCCAAGUACCAGACUCCCUUCUCCCCCAUGCUCCCGGGCUUCAAGUACGGCAACUACAACGAUAUUGAGCAGCUGCAGACUCUCAUCGACGACAAGACCUGUGGUGUGAUUGUUGAGCCCAUUCAGGGCGAGGGUGGUGUCAACAUGGCUACUCCAGAGUUCCUGGUCGCUCUGCGCAAGCGUUGCGACGAGGUUGGCGCAGUCCUGAUCUUCGAUGAAAUCCAAUGCGGUCUCUCCCGUACUGGAAGCCUCUGGGCUCACGGUCACCCUUCGUUGACCCCGGCCUCGGGUGAAGCCGCCCACCCCGAUAUCCUGACCUCGGCCAAGGCCUUGGGUAACGGUAUCCCGAUCGGUGCGACCAUCGUUUCCGGCAAGACUGUUGCCGCUAACAUUAAGACUGGUGACCACGGCACUACUUUCGGUGGAAACCCUCUGGCUUGCCGUGUCGCUUACCACAUUGUCGCCCGUCUGGCUGAUCCCGAGCUCCAAGCUUCCGUCCAGAAGAAGUCUGAGGUCUUUGUUGCCGGCUUCCAGGCUCUUCAGAAGAAGUACCCUGAGGCUAUCGCUGAGAUCCGUGGUCGUGGUCUGAUCCUGGGUCUGCAGCUGGCUCCCUCUAUCGCCUCCAAGGCUGGUGAUAUUAUCACCGCUGCCCGUGAGCGUGGUAUGCUCAUCAUCACUGCUGGUGAUGGCUGUCUCCGCUUUGUUCCUGCUUUGACCAUCACUGAGGACCAAAUCCAGAGUGGUCUCAACAUCCUGGAGCAGUCACUGGAAUCUGUGAUUAAGUCCUAA
Messenger RNA from Penicillium malachiteum, 1419 nucleotides. Its product is annotated as acetylornithine transaminase. The record is from RefSeq and is a predicted model, not a curated record. Gene Ontology annotation, biological process: arginine metabolic process. Bases 1 to 1419 code for a protein of 472 amino acids. Gene Ontology annotation, cellular component: mitochondrial matrix. Gene Ontology annotation, molecular function: pyridoxal phosphate binding; identical protein binding; transaminase activity. NCBI's taxonomy places the organism in Eukaryota, Fungi, Ascomycota, Eurotiomycetes, Eurotiales, Aspergillaceae. The transcript has 3 exons.